Messenger RNA from Kalmanozyma brasiliensis GHG001, 2217 nucleotides. RefSeq names its product Eisosome component PIL1/LSP1. Gene Ontology annotation, biological process: endocytosis; negative regulation of protein kinase activity; eisosome assembly. Gene Ontology annotation, molecular function: lipid binding. Lineage: Eukaryota; Fungi; Basidiomycota; Ustilaginomycetes; Ustilaginales. Gene Ontology annotation, cellular component: eisosome filament; plasma membrane. The coding region runs from base 1 to 2217 and encodes 738 amino acids. The record is from RefSeq and is a predicted model, not a curated record. The transcript has a single exon.
AUGUCGUUCCUCAAAAAGGCACAGCAGCAGGUGGCCCACACCUCCAAGCUACCCGCCCUCGGCAAUCAAGACCGCAGGCAGCUUCAGGAUGUUAUCAACUCGGAAAAGACCUUCAUCCAAUCCAACACCAAAGCGGCGACUGACUUCAAGAAGAAUGCAGAAGCCCUCAAGGCCUGGUCCGCCGAGGAAGGCCCAGAUCUCAACGAUGUAGCAGGCAAAAUCUCGCUACUCUACGAUCACUACUCUGCCUCUCAAAAUCGCCUCAACGCGCACCUUGCCACGGUCCGUCUUCACUUCAAGUCCAUUCGUACCCGCGAAGAGGCGCUCUCCAAUCUCAAGAGCCGCAAGCGCUCGCUCGGCUCUGAUAUCGAAAAGGUGGAGAAGAAGCUCGCCAAGAUGGGUCCUGAGAACAAGGAGCUCACCAAGGUCACUACCCAGCUCAAAGAGAUGCGCGGCGAAAUGGAGGGUCUGCACAUCGAGGUCAUGAACGAAGAAGCUGCUAUUGGCGAUUUCAAGCGCAGAACUGUGAGAGAGGCUCUCGGCAUCAAGUCAGGCGCUCUGCUCGAGAUGGCCGAGAAGUUGACCAUUGUCGCCGAGAUCUCCAAGCUUAUGCUUGACGAAAUCCCACAGCAGCCCACUCGACCCGGCAUGCCUCGCGCCGAAUACUACGGCUUUGCAAAGACCGAGUCGCUCCUGCAGGAAGCAACGCGAUCCAUCGCUGAUGUCGGCUUCCACCCUACCGGUCAGUCAGCGGGCAUCCCUCGAUUCAACGACAUGACUCUCGCAGACACCACGGGCAACAUGUCGCGAGACACGGACCAUGCGUACGCAAACGACGGCGAAGUGUUCCACGACAUGCCCUCCCAGGGCGACCACGGCGAGUACGAUGCCGACCCUGGCUACAACCCGCCCCCCAACCGGGGUGUCACCAACGACGACGUUGCACGCACACCCAUCUACGCUCAGCACGCUGCGCGUUCGCAGUGGGCUCAGGAGGGCGCUGCUGGCGCCAAUGCAGGCACUAGCGCUGGCGGAGCAGCCGAAGUGCCUGCACCGGACGCCUCCACCCACGAAUGGGCACAGUCGAGCUACGAGCGUGGGGGCGACACUUCGGCUGCUUCCGCUGCCGCCGCUGCUGCUAUGGCCGCCACCGCUGGUGCCGACCUGAACGCCGUUCCCGGUCACGGCGACCCCAACCAGCCAGACGCCGGUUUCCUCAUGCAGAACAGUCAAUCGCACGCCGGUUCCGGCCCCAACUACGGCUCGAACCGCAACAGCGGUGCUGACUAUUCGUCUGCUCAGGGCGGCAACCACGCCGCCGGCGCACCAUCCGGCCUCGCCGACGUCACCGCCUCUACCGAAGGCCAUCAGUCGGACGCCUAUGACGGCUACACCGCGGGCGGCGCAGGAAACGGCAGCUCAACGCAGCACGAACCACCUUCGAACCCUACCGCCAUGCUGGGCGCUCCCACCCUGCCACCCGUGCGCACCGCCACGCCGCUCACCAACUCCGGUGCACCACCGGUGAGCUACACCUCGCCUACGGCAACGGACGACUCGGCCUACUUCCAAUCCAUCGGCGGUACGCGUGCUCUGCAGGAGGCGGUGCGUGCGCCCAUGUCGCCAGCCCAAUCUGGUGCUCGGCUGUCGUCGUACGGUGCACUCGGCAGUGCUCCACCUCCGCAACAGCCAGGUGGGGAAGGGAAAAAAGUCACCGCAGCGGCGUUCCGUCGCGGUUUCUCGCGCAACCCUUCCGGAACCCCUGCUGGCAUGUCGCCCUCCACCUCUGGUAAUCCGUACGACGACGGCGCACAACAGCAGUGGGCAUCCAAUCCCUUGCCUCAGAUCCCCAAUCCUCACGCCGGAGGGUAUGCCAACUCGCACGAUUCGGAUCACGCCUCGGUUCCACCGCUGCAUAUUCAGAAGCGACUCUCCAACUCGCACAAUCCGUUGGCGGCAGCUGCCGCAGCAGGGACGCCGCAGGGCAUGCAGGGGAGGAGGUACAGUGGUGAGUAUGGCGUGUCAGGCGAUAGUAAUCCCGCCCCGCCGUAUCUGGGCGACCAGGGAGGGCAGAGUGUCGAUUACGGGCAGGGUGGAUAUGGAGGAUAUCACCCACAACACAUGCAGCACCCACAACACCCGCAGGUGCAGAGACAGCAGAGUAGCCAGUAUGCCGAAUACGCCGCGCCGCCACCUCCUGGCUACGGGUACGCGUGA